AGAGAAUCCCAGAAAGAAAAGUUAUUUCAAUUCAUGGUAGCUUAACUGAGCUUUGAUGCGAACGGUUUCGUUCCACUCGUAGAACUAAAAUGUUAUUUUCUCAGUGACUACGAACAAGAACUUUGCUAGUUUCAGGUACUGAUUCCACUCCUCUCCUCUCUCUCAAAACUCACUCCUCAAACCGACAAUCAUACUUCAUGUUCUUGGUCAGAUAGUUGCUGGUAUUGGUUAUUUAAUUCUGUGUUCAUGCUCUCGAAGAAGUCCACAUUCAUACUUCUUGAUUGAAGAAACCUAUAUUUUUUGAAAGUGAAGAACUCAGUAUUUCAACUGUGAAAAAAAUUUAGAUUUGUUCUUUCCAAAACUGAAAAUGCUUUAAUUGACGAUAUAUGCCACCAUCAGAGAGCUUCAGGUAAUGAUUCUUCCUUAGUUUGUUCCCUCUCUAAAUCUCCAUCUUUUUCCCUCUAAAACAGGCAGCCGCAUAUACCUACAUAUCUAGUCUCUAAACCCGUUUUGCAUCCAUGGAAGAAAGAUGUGCUUUAACUUUUCACCCCUUUAAAACCCUUAAUUUACAGUUUAUGCCACUACUGUUGUUGAUACUGUUAUGUUUAUCGUAUUCACCUUCUAUAUAUGUUGUAUCCAAGUCUAACAUUGAUACACAAGAGAGAGGGUCACUUGUUUUGUUCAAGUCACAGCUCCAAGACCCAACUCAAAGCUUAUCAAGCUGGGGUUCUGGGUCCAAAUGCACCAACUGGACUGGAGUCACCUGCUCGAAUCAGACCGGUCAAGUCAUUUCAUUGAACCUUACUAGCUUGAACUUGUCAGGCCAAGUUCACCCCAGCUUGUGCAAACUCUCACUGAUUGAAACCUUAAUCUUGUCACACAACGGCUUUAACGGUAUAAUCCCACCUUGUUUUGGAAUUUUUGGGAACCUAAAGACUCUGGAUCUUAGCCAUAACAUGUUAAGUGGUGUUGUGCCUGAUGCACUGAUGAAGCUGAACAAACUUAAUGAGCUUGAUCUUAGCCAUAACUUGCUUGGUGAUGUCAUUCCUCUGUGGAUUGGAAAUUUCUCGGGGAAGCUUGAAAAUCUUGAUUUGGGUUUCAAUAAUUUCCGUGGGGAGAUACCUGAAAGUUUGUUUUACUUGAAAUCACUCAAACAUUUGGAUUUAUCCUAUAACUAUCUGUUGGGUAAUCUUCAAGAUUUUCAUCAGUCUUUGGGGUAUCUCAAUCUUGAGUGCAAUUGGCUUUCGGGUACUUUGCCUUGCUUUUUGUCAUCUGUUGACUCUCUCUCUAUCCUCAAUUUAGCAAACAACUCUAUUGUGGGAGGAAUACCCUCUUGCAUUUCUUCUCUUCGAGCAUUGGCACAGCUCAAUUUGUCAUUCAAUGGAUUGAAAUAUGGGAUUUCUCCAAGAUUCAUGUUUUCAGAAAAACUGGUCGUCUUGGAUUUGAGUUUCAAUGAACUUUCUGGGAAUCUUCCGUGCAAAAUUGUUCAGACAUCAGAGAAGUCGGCGCUUUUACUUCUUGAUCUGUCACACAAUCAAUUCUCUGGUGAGAUUCCGCUGAGAAUCACAGAAUUGAAUAGUUUGCAGGCCUUGUUUCUGUCCAACAAUUUUCUUACCGGUGAAAUUCCAGCAAGAAUAGGAAAUUUAACCUAUCUCCAAGUGAUUGAUCUGUCUCACAACUCGUUAUCGGGGUCAAUUCCUUUAAACAUUGUUGGUUGUUUUCAACUACUUGCAUUGAUACUCAACAACAACAAUCUCUCUGGUGAAAUCCCACCGGAGCUCGAUGCUUUGGAUAGUUUGAAGAUACUUGAUAUUAGCAAGAACAAGAUAUCUGGUGAAAUCCCACUGACCUUGGCAGGAUGUAAAUCGUUGGAGGUGGUAGAUUUCAGUUCUAACAACCUCUCAGGAUCUUUGAAUGAUGCCAUAACCAAAUGGUCUAACCUCAGAUAUUUGUCCCUUGCUCGGAACAAGUUUUGGGGAGGUUUACCUGGGUGGCUGUUCACUUUUGAAGCAAUCAUAACAAUGGACCUCUCUAGUAACAAGUUCUCUGGAUACAUACCAGAUGGUUCUGUUAACAUUAGUUCGAGUUUCAAUAAUGGUUGCAUUGGCGGGACAGUCCCUAGAGAGCCACUGGUUUCAUCUCGAAGUCCGGACAUUGAACUUUAUGUGAUAGUAGCUGAUAGAAAUGAAUUAUGCUUCAAGUACAGUCUCUCGCCCACAGUCAGAAUUGAUUUAUCUGAUAAUAUGCUGCAUGGGGAAAUUCCACAAAGCUUUUUCCGAUUACAUGGUCUGGAAUACCUGAAUUUGUCUCGCAAUUUUCUUGAAGGUUGGAUUCCCCCAGGUCUGGAGAAGAUGUGGAGUUUAAAGGCUCUGGAUUUGUCGCAUAAUUCUUUAUCGGGUCAGAUUCCGGAAAACAUCUCCAGCCUUGCAAAUUUGACGCUCUUGAAUCUGUCAUAUAACUGUUUCUCUGGAUUUAUUCCCAACAAACAAGGAUAUUGGAGAUUUCCGGGAGCAUUUGCUGGCAAUCCAGACUUGUGCUUGGAGUCAUCUGGUGAUGGGUGUCACCCAAAAAGCCUUCCAUCAGGAAAGACAUCUGAAGAUGAAAUGGCUGAGGGACCAAUUUCGGUUUGGGUGUUCUGUACAAGUUCUGUUGUUAGUUUCUAUUUUGGUAUACUUUCUCUCUUUUGUUCGGCUCGAACAAGAAACUACAUUCUGCAGGCCAAAGUUUAAUGUGGUCUACAUGUAUGGGAAUGAUAACUUCCCAUUGAACUGUCUCAUUUUCGACUAGUCCUAUUAAAAUGAAAUCACUUCUCUGGCUGCUUCAA
Ilex paraguariensis (yerba mate) is the source of this 2824-nucleotide messenger RNA. The record is from the annotation of a GenBank genome assembly. Lineage: Eukaryota; Viridiplantae; Streptophyta; Magnoliopsida; Aquifoliales; Aquifoliaceae.